This is a messenger RNA of Malassezia vespertilionis, 2871 nucleotides long. RefSeq lists its product as uncharacterized. The transcript has 3 exons. Gene Ontology annotation, molecular function: nucleic acid binding. Lineage: Eukaryota; Fungi; Basidiomycota; Malasseziomycetes; Malasseziales; Malasseziaceae. The record is from RefSeq and is a predicted model, not a curated record. The coding region runs from base 1 to 2871 and encodes 956 amino acids.
AUGCAGUCACAACGACUCCAAUCGCGCCAGCACGACAUCUACCUGGAUGGUUCGGACAGUGACGUGGACCAGCGAUCCGUAUCGUCUUCAAAAGCGCAGAAUGUGCGCUGCACACCCAGAAUGCUCGCCAAAGAACAGGACGGCACACAGUCCUGGUCAGGAGAAAAUGACAUGCCCAUGACAAAUUCUCCGCUAAAGCGUACGCAGGCAUUGCGGUCCUUGGCUGCGAAGCGCGCCGAUGCCGCCGUGUACGAGGCCGCGGCACACUUCGAUCGCAUGGCACUCCCUGAUGAAGAAGGCGCAGUUCCACUGCUGAUAAAUGACACAACAGCAUCAUACGAUGAGCAGGCAGAGAAUCCGCACAGAGCGCCGAAGCCACAAGCAGUGCUGAGUGCGCUUCAGCACUCGGUAUACGCCCAAUUUUCCGGCGCAGGCCUCGUUGAUCAUGCAUGCCGCGGUGGGAUUGGCGUUGUGUUUGUGUGUGCGGACGUAACGCAAUCGUCUAACAUGGUGGGAGGUCCGCAUGCGUGUUACGCGCAGUAUUUUGGCGAGUCGCAUGCCUUUAACACAGUCGUCUCUUUGGAUGCCGCUAGCCUUGCGCCGAUGCACAUGGUGCGGCGCGCAAAACUGACGGAUCAAGGCGUGCUUCGGCGUGCUGAACUCAAGGGACUUAUCGACGUGCUACAGCGUACUGUCGAACGAAAUGAGUACGAAUGUAUUCAUGUAUGUGUGAGCAGCGCUUAUGUGGCCAAGGCCUGGGGCACUUGGAUACCACAGUGGGAAGCGUCCGGAUGGCCGGGCGAGGCAGACUCGGAAACAGCAAGCCACUCGUCGAGGCUCGGCCUGCGUAGGAGUAGCAGUGCAACGCGCUCCCUUUCUUCGUCCAAUUCUGGAUCGCGAGUGCGUACGCCGAUCGGAAUGCGCUUGGAUGUGGACCUCACCAACUCGCCAAAGCACAGAAUGACCCGCUCUCCGCUUGCGAAAAAACACGGCGCAGGAGCAGGCAAUUAUGCUGUGCAAACAGCAGACACGCUUAGUACGCCCCCGCGUCCUCAGCGCCGUCCACGACAAUUGGAUGCCGACUCGCCCAAAGACAGUUUUCAGACUACGGACUAUAGUACGUCGCCCGCAAGUGGGUCUACACAAUCAGGGCGUAAAUCUGCGCGCCGUUUGGUUGAUGAAGAUUUGCUGCGUGAGCUGUCCCUAUUGCGCAAAGAGUUUGUGCAGAUGGAACUGCAGUCGGGGCCACGCGUGCAUCUUUAUUUGAUUGACCGCGUGCACAAUCCAGCAGGCUCAUUGGCUGCGAUGGACGAGAAGGUGUACAAACGAGACGCUUUGCAGGUGCCGCAAAGUCAUUCGCGCCAAGCACUGUACACGCCCGAUAGUUUGGCGGUGGGCGACUCGCCUACAAAGCGCGGAAUGCCUGCACGGAUCAACGAGCUUGGCCGUGCGUCUCCUUUCCUCAUCCGUCCCACGAAAAGUGUGUCACAGCAGAGCGGAGUGGAAGAGGAUGAGGAUGCGAGCACAGGGCGCAUACUCUUUUCGCGCAAGGCAACUAGUACGCUAUCGCCCCCGGCUCCAGCGUCGCCAACACUCUCCACACGAUCGCGCUCCAAACAGCCACGGUCGCCUAAAUCUGUGCGAGCACCGCCUACGCCUGCGCCUGUUUUGGUUCCUUUACCAUUGCCUGAUCUUGACCAUCCCAUAUCACCAGCAUCCGUUGAGACAAACGAUCCCCCUGCACCUUUGUCUCCUCUUUCUCCCUCUGCGAUACAAGAUACCACGCCAAAGCCAUUAACAAUUGAGGCAUUGCAAGAGCAUGACCGUGCCACGGAAGAAAACGACAAAGCAAAGUCGGGUCGUCGCUUUCCCGGCCGCAAAGCGAUGAGCAUUCGCUCCGGCGCCCGGUCCGAGAGUGGCUUCUCCAUUCUUUCGCGCCUCACUGCAAAAAUGUUUCGUCGUGGCGAUCGUGGACAUGAACUGCCGCCGACGCCAGACAUUGGGGCAGAUGUGGGCGAGUCUAACGCGUUAGGGAUUAGCAUUCACGGCGUCCCGCUUGCCUUGGCAAAUACAGGCGGCAUUGUAAAGGUGCCCUCCCCUAUUCCGCCCCCUCUAGCGCGUCCAAGUGACGCUGGACCUGCACCUGCACCUGCUAUACCAUCUGCUAUGUCAUUUCGAAUGGCAUCACCUCCGAAACUCCAUGUCGCGCCUCAUUCCGCUCGCGCCAUACCUGCAGAGCUGCCACCGACUUCGCCGCCCUUUGUAAAGAAGACGCUGCUCCCAAGCACGUCUCAGCCGGACUUGCGCGCAAUAUCACGCGAAUCUGCAAAUGCAGCGAUCGGCACUGAACAGCUUUGGAGAGACGCAGGUUCACAGCGCACCAAAGCAAUGCCGUCGCGUGCAAGGUCACCCCAUCGUCGUGCGGAUGCGCGGCGCAACGCACGCCCUUUGCCAGAGGCGCAAAGCGAAGCGCCGAGUGUUUCGCGCAGUACGCGCCGAGCCACGGAGCUCUCGGAUACGAGUAUCACGCAAUGCAAGCAGCGCUUGCUCGAGGCGCUGUGUAUAUCCGAGCAGCCGGAAGACCCGGAAUUGGGUCGUGCGUUUGCAGAUAUGCAGCCUGAAGAAAUAGACAUGUAUAUCGAAAAGCAGCGGACGGACGAAGAGGACACGCUCCAAUUUAUACCGCUGGCUGAGCCUGUGGACGGGCCCAAGACCAUUGAUGGCGCUACGCCCAUGAACACGUUUCCGCUGGAAGACGGGCAAGCAAUCUAUGUUGGGUUCCGAGCAAAUGCAAACGCCGCGCCUGCGGAGCCUUCCGUACAGCUGGCAUCAUUCCAGGACGAAGAAGGGGAGAUGGAGCCAGACAAGUAG